AUUAUGCCGAGGGCUUUUCGGAGACUGGUCCAUUUGGUGCUCUUCUGUCCCUUGUCCAAAGGAGUUCAGACUCGCUUUCCUGUGAUCAAGGUGAAGUACCUGCUGCUGGCAUGGCUGGGCGUUCUCAUCACCAGCUGGGUCCUUUACAUGCAGUAUGCCUCUUACUCUGAACUCUGUCGUGGCCAUGUCUGCCAAAUGGUUAUAUGUGACCAUUAUAAAAGAGGCAUCAUAUCUGGCUCAUCUUGCAAGGCUUUGUGUGACCAAAAAUCUUUGACCAUGCAGCGUUGUAUGUCCACAACCUCAACACAUCAGAUCUACAGUGGACUGUGGAAGGAGAGACCUGUUAUUAUUAAGUGUGGUCUUGAUGAUCCAGUCAGUGCAGAUGGGAUCCCAGAGUCUGGACUGAGGCAUGAGCUGAGUUUAUUUGACAAACCAACACGAGGGACGUCAAUGGAUGAAUUUAAAGACAUGCUGCACACUUUUCUCAAGACAAACCUUGGAGAGCAGCCAUCUUUAAACACCUUAGUGGAUCGGGUUAUUACGCUGGCAGAUAUUAACCAGGAUGGUAAAGUGUCGCUUGCAGAGGCAAAAUCCAUUUGGGCUCUUCUUCAAAUCAAUGAAUUCCUCCUGAUGGUGGCGCUGCAGGAGAAGGAGCACACUCCCAAGCUGCUGGGAUUCUGUGGUGACCUAUAUGUGACUGAACGAGUGAGCCAUAGUUCACUGUAUCGAUUAGAGGUGCCCCAUUAUCUGCAGUCUGUGGUUCCUGAGGCUCUGAGCUCUGGUUUGAAUCACUGGCUUGCUCCAACUUGGCCACGCAGAGCACGAAUUACUAUUGGUUUAUUAGAAUUUGUAGAAGAAGUUUUUCAUGGUUCAUAUGGAAGCUUUUUAAUAUGUGAUGCCAGUCCUCAUCACGUUGGCUAUAAUGUUAAGUAUGAUUGCAAAAUGGCCAAUCUGCGCAGUGUGGCUUCUGAGGCAGUGGUGCGAGGCUAUCUCAAAGGACGGCACUGUGAAACCAAUGCAGACUGUACUUAUGGACGAGAUUGUACUGCCACCUGUGACAGACUGGUGAAACAGUGUAACACCGAAGUGGUACAACCCAACCUGGCAAAGGUGUGUGUGUUGCUGCAGGACUUUCUGUUAUUUGGCGCACCAUCAGAUGUGCGUGGAGAUUUGGAAAAGCAGCUUCGGACCUGUGUGACACUUAAUGGACUGGCAAGCCAAAUGGAAGUUCACCACUCACUAGUUCUUAAUAACUUAAAGACACUGUUGUGGAAGAAGAUUUCAAACACACAGUACUCAUGA
Boleophthalmus pectinirostris (great blue-spotted mudskipper) is the source of this 1302-nucleotide messenger RNA. It is a transcript of the gene dipk1b, whose product is annotated as divergent protein kinase domain 1B. The transcript is spliced from 5 exons. The record is from RefSeq and is a predicted model, not a curated record. NCBI's taxonomy places the organism in Eukaryota, Metazoa, Chordata, Actinopteri, Gobiiformes, Gobiidae. The coding region runs from base 4 to 1302 and encodes 432 amino acids.